GGACGACUCUCGUUGUUAAGACUGGGACUAGACCAUCUCCUCAUUAUAUACAGUAUAUCUGGCUUCAGUUCGAAAAUUCCCGCCCUCAGCUUUACUUCCUGAAACAUAAUCCUUUGGUCACAAUGUAGUCAAGGAAGUUGCCUAGUAGCUAGCUACAGCCACAGCACUAGCGAAGCAAUAAACUAACGCAAUCAUUCCUCUAGAUUUCAAUACAUAAAGAGACCAUGGUUGAGAAAGAGAGGGGAGACAACUCACCGAAAUUUGAUUCUGAAUCAGAGGACUGUCACUGGGUGGAGACACUGUUUCCUCCUCACUUCUCCCUGUUGACUCUGGUGGGGGAGAACAAUAUCUGUGUGUCCGGGAAGGCUGGAGCCGUCAAGGUAACAGAGCCAUCAUCAUCAUUAUCCUCUCAGAGGAGACUCCGUAGGCAGGACAUCUACAAGACUACUCUACAGAUAGUACAACACAAAGAGGCGCAGAGGAGAAAGGAAGCGCCAUUCCAGAAGAUCAUCAAGGACAACUUGCAGAAGGAGAUAGGGGAGUUGAGGUCUGAGCAUGAGGGCCACAGGAAUCAAGGGGGAGACCGUGGCUGGGACGGAGAGGUGGAGAGAAGUAGGUGUAUCUGGAACAUCCAGGACAUUGGGGUCCUGCGGAAGGCUAUCCAUGAGGUGGAGGAGGACAGAUGCAGGAUGAGGGCUAAGCUGAGUGAAGCAAUGGCGGAGGCCCAGAUGCAGGGGAAGGAGAGGAAGUGUCUGCAGGGUCUGCUGGAGGAGCGGGAGGAGCAGCUGGGCCUGGCCAGGCAGGAGGCUGCACGGAGGGCCCUGCAUGUGGACGCACUGCAGGCAGAGGGACACAAGAUGGCUGUCCAGCUUCAGGCACAAGCAACCCAGGCCAAAGACAUCACGGAGGAGAAGAUGAGGCUGCGUGAGAAACUGAAAAAAGUGUCAAAAGAAGUGCAGGAAGUCAGGAGGGAGAAUGAGACCUUGGCGUUGGAUAUCGAGAGGCUUGGAAAGCAGCUGACGAUUGAGGUACAGAGGCAGGAGGAGGUCUCGCGGUUGGAGCAUGAUAUAGCUCUACAGAGGCUGCAGAGAGACCUGGAGGAGACCAAGACUCAGCUGAAGCUGGAGAAGGAGAGCCACACACGCAGCUACACUGCCUUGGAAUUCCUGCGCAGGCACUUCAAUAACCCAUCACAGGGCACAACACAUACACUGACAGAGAAGAUUGCACACAUUUAGCAAAGAGUUGCUAGACACUUUUUUGUCCCGUUUUUAACAAACUCACAAAAACAUUCUGCAAAAAUGCUGUUUGUAGCCUCUCCAAUGACAUAUUGGUGGAAAUACUGUAUGCUGGAUUGUCCUUACUGUAAUAAAAAACAAAAACAAUGUGGUGUCUUAAAAUUUUAUUUGUAUAUAUGCUUCCACACUUUCACCUUUUAAAAUAAAGCUAUGUACACAUUUAAUCCUCUCCCACAGUAAAUAAAGAAAAUAAUCAGAAACACAAAGCCUAUGGGAAAAUAGGAAGGCAACAGAGUGAAAAAGUAAAGCACA
This is a messenger RNA of Coregonus clupeaformis (lake whitefish), 1550 nucleotides long. RefSeq names its product coiled-coil domain containing 160 (gene ccdc160). The record is from RefSeq and is a predicted model, not a curated record. The transcript is spliced from 2 exons. The coding region runs from base 225 to 1238 and encodes 337 amino acids. NCBI's taxonomy places the organism in Eukaryota, Metazoa, Chordata, Actinopteri, Salmoniformes, Salmonidae.